This is a messenger RNA of Exophiala viscosa, 1455 nucleotides long. RefSeq lists its product as uncharacterized. The transcript is spliced from 2 exons. Gene Ontology annotation, cellular component: nucleus; cytosol; TTT Hsp90 cochaperone complex. Bases 1 to 1455 code for a protein of 484 amino acids. The record is from RefSeq and is a predicted model, not a curated record. Lineage: Eukaryota; Fungi; Ascomycota; Eurotiomycetes; Chaetothyriales; Herpotrichiellaceae.
AUGAUGCCUAGUGACUUAAGACUAAGUAGUGAUUGGCUGACAUCUUCUUGGCGAUUCAAUAGAGUACAUUUGCAACAAGCAACCAUCUACAUUUCACCAACCUUGAAUUCCUAUACAGUACACCAGGAUCCUCAUCACGAACAUAAUUUGGAUAACCAGUUGUACAAUGCGCCCAAGAUGGACGAGCAGAAAGACAAUAUGCUAUUCAUCCUCUCAUCCCCGCCACCGGAUGAACCACAACCAAUUACCACUCUCCGCUCCCAAGCCCAUGAUUUAAUCUCAAAUAUCAGCCUUGACACUCUCCCGACCACACUACAGGAUGUCCUCAGCCAAAUCAUAAAACCACUCUUCACAAAGACACACCGGAACUUGACAUCGACAGGCCGCAAGAACCUCGUCUCCAACACCCCAUCAUUUCUGAGUCCUCGCUUCGAAGUCGACGAACCAGAGAGAUGGAAAACCAACUUCACCGUACCCUUACUCACAUACAUACUAAGUGCCUACGCGAGACUCCUCUCCGACAGUCGGAAAUCAGUCAUCGAAGCACACUUCCACCUCCUCGUCCCUGCUAUUCUGAAUAUGAUCGACGACACCGACGCCACUUACAAGGCUUCUGGAGCUAACCUGCUCACAACGCUAUGCGAGAUCGUGAGGAGUCUGCAAAGCGACAUCAUACGCCGGACGGGAUUGGGCGAUGUCUUCUUCGAUGCAUUGAAAACGAAUUUCAACCUCCUUCCAACUUUGACGCCGGAGGAGGAUAGUCUUGGGAUCUUGGGAGCAGUGGUUCCAGCUUAUUUUGCGCUACUUGACAUCACUACCAAUACCGACACCAACAUUGACGCCAAACAACGGAAGGCUGGAACAGAUAGAUUGACAUGGCUGUACCGGCACGGCAUAAUCUCUGGCAUCGAGCAUUUAUCGUCCUCCGGAUCAUUCUCCUCGACGAUAUCAGUGCCCUUGACCACGUUCUUACUCGCACAAAUCCCUGCGGUAUUCGAGCUCAUGGGAAUGACAAGUGUACGGCAUUUUCAGGAGUUAUUACCCAUGUUGCGUGCGGGAUUGAUGGAUCCUUUCAUCCUGGCUGCACCCGGAAUGGUGCUCGCUGCGUUGGAUGUUUUGGACUGUGUGAUCAGGGUUGGGGAGCCGAGGAUCAAGGAAAAAUGGUGGCCGGAGAUUCUGAGGGGUGCGGUUGGGUGUUGGUGUAAUUGUUGUGAUGAGCCGCUUUCGAGAAGAAGGGAUGGAAGCGAGGUGGAAGAAGUGAUGGGUAGAUUGAGAGGCGUGGUGGUGAGUUUGGGAAAGGUGGUUGAUCGAGAAGUGUGGGAGGAUGUGCUUAUGCGGUUGAUUGACGAGGAAAGGGAGUUGGAGGAGCUUGUUGGCACUCAACGGGCAAUCAAGAAGAGGGUACAGAAAAGAGAGGAUGAGGGCAACGGCGACCAGUUGACUUCAACGGUAUGA